Messenger RNA from Micromonas pusilla CCMP1545, 1176 nucleotides. RefSeq names its product chlorophyll a/b-binding protein (gene LHCQ). Bases 1 to 1176 code for a protein of 391 amino acids. The transcript is spliced from 2 exons. The record is from RefSeq and is a predicted model, not a curated record. Lineage: Eukaryota; Viridiplantae; Chlorophyta; Mamiellophyceae; Mamiellales; Mamiellaceae. Gene Ontology annotation, biological process: response to light stimulus; photosynthesis, light harvesting in photosystem I. Gene Ontology annotation, cellular component: membrane.
AUGGCCGCGAGGUGCCUCGCCGCACGCGCGUCGCCGCUGCCGACGCGCCGACGCGCGGCGCCGUCGCACCGCGGCGGCGCACCGCGAAUCGCGCGACCGCGCCGCGACGCCGUCGUCGUCGUCGUCCGCGCGAGCGACGACGACGUCGACGACGACACGUCAGCCGAGGAUCUGAUCGUCGAAGUCGAGGAUCCGCAGACGUCGUCGUCCUCCUCCUCCUCCUCCUCCGACGUCGCCCCGUCAUCAGAUGCAGACGCGUCCUCCCCCCUCGGCGACCUCAUCUCCAGCCCGCUGUUCUACGUCACCUUCGGCAUCCUCGGCGGCGUCGGCGUCGUCCAGAAGUUCGAGAACGCCGCGCUCGUCCUCGCCGCGUUUCCGAUCGUCGGCCUGACGCUCCUCAGCAAGUCCGACUUCGGCCGACGGCUCGAGGAGAACAUCCUCGAGCGGCGACCCGCGCUGGAGGCGAAGCGCUCAGAGGUGGAGCGAUUGCGAGAGGAGGCGAUGGAGGCGUCGCCGCUGUACGGCGAGGCGCGGCCGCUGCUGCCGGGGAUAUCGUCGCCGCCGCCGCAUCUGACGGGGACGCUCGCGGGAGACCGCGGGUUCGAUCCGCUGAGGCUCGGGAAGACCCCGGAGUCGCUCGCGCGAGGCGUCGAGCUCGAGCUGCUUCACGCGCGGUGGGCGAUGCUCGCGGUCGUCGGCGUCGCGGUCCCGGAGGCGCUGUCCAUCGCGGGCGCGCUCCCGGAGGGCGCCGCGCUCGCGGAGCCGGUGUGGUGGAAAGUCGGCGCGGCGAAGCUCAACGGCGAGUCGUUAAACUACGGCGGCCUCGGCGGGUUCGUCAUCGCGGGGAAGCAAGGCGUCGCCGUCAUCGCCGCGUGUCAGGCCGUGUUGAUGGGCGGGCCGGAGUACGCGCGGUACGUCGGCAUACGAAGCCUCGAGCCGGUGGGCGUGUACUUGCCCGGAGACGCGAAUUACCCGGGGGGAGCGCCGUUCGAUCCGUUCGGAUUGUCAGACGACGCGGAUAGGUUCGCGCGACAGAAAGUGAUCGAGAUCGAACACGGGCGACUCGCGAUGGUCGCGAUGUUAGGGUGCUUCGCGCAGGCGAUCGUCACCGGGGAAGGGCCGGUCGCGAACUGGGUAUCGGUGUUCCGACGCGUCGGCGGCGGGGGCGACUCGUGA